Messenger RNA from Colletotrichum costaricense, 1620 nucleotides. Its product is annotated as FAD binding domain-containing protein. The transcript is spliced from 5 exons. The coding region runs from base 1 to 1620 and encodes 539 amino acids. Gene Ontology annotation, molecular function: FAD binding. The record is from RefSeq and is a predicted model, not a curated record. NCBI's taxonomy places the organism in Eukaryota, Fungi, Ascomycota, Sordariomycetes, Glomerellales, Glomerellaceae.
AUGAUCCUCCUCCAUAACAUUAAAGCAUUCUCCCAAGCUCUCGAACUCAUCAUGAUGCUUUCUCACCUAUCCCUAUCGUCAGCAGGCAUUGCGACUGCCACACUGCUACUGCUGUUUAGCGGUGCGCAAGGGCAACAAAUGAUGGCGAAUAACGGCACCCAAGGCCCCUCUGGCUUCCCUGCAUGUGACGCCCUCGUGGCCGCCAACUUAUCCCACGUCAUUCACUUUCCGUCUUCUCCCCUCUACCAAACCCUCGUUCAGAACGGCUCUUACGCUAUCUCCACCCGAAAACAGCCUUGGUGCUUCGUUCUUCCGAGCACCGCCGCUGAGGUCUCCAAAACUCUUACCGCUCUUCAAUCCGCCGGUGAUGGUGCCGGAGACUGGCAUGUGGCCAUCCGCAGCGGCGGACACGGGGGUGAUAAUCAGAACAACAUUGUCGACGGUGUGACCAUCGACUUGACCCACCUCAACACCACCACGUACGACGCAGCUACCAACGUCGCACACGUCGGGACCGGGGCGAGAUGGGGUGCUGUGUACGCCGCGUUAGAAAAGGACGAAGUCUUAGUGACGGGCGGAAGAGAAUCUGUCGUAGGCGUGGGUGGACUUCUUCUCGGCGGUGGCAUCUCGUGGUACACGGGGCGUACGGGCUUCGCCUGUGACAGUGUCGUCAACUACGAGGUGGUCCUAGCGAGCGGGGAGAUCGUCAAUGCCAACGCGUCGGCUAAUUCGGACCUAUGGCGGGCUCUGAAGGGAGGCAGCAGCAACUUCGGUAUCGUCACUCGCUUCGAUCUCGCAGCGUUUCCGGCUGAGAACUUGCACAUGGAGACGAAGACCUUUAGCCGAGAGCACGCCGGUGAGCUCGUGGAUGCGGUUGCUCGUUUCGCCGAUUUGGACCGGUCGUUCCAGGACAAUGCGGUGCUCCUUGUCGUCACUUACGAUCCAGAAACCGAAGCCAGCAUUUGGAGGGCGACUAAGGUCAACACCAUGAACAAGGCCAACAGUACAGCAUUCGACGCCUUCGACCGCAUCCCGACGUCAGCACCGACUAUGGAGAAGUCGGUGACGCUUGUCGAGGCUGCUAACAGUACCGCGCUGUCCGGCAAGAAUCGAAACGCUGGAGCUGGGGCUUUGACCGCAGUUAACGAUCCAAGAGUCCUGCGGUACUGCAUCGAACAGCAUGAGGGCCUCGUCGCAGACAUGAAGGCUCUCCUCGGACCAAAGAACUUUACCACGAUUCUCGACUUCCAGCCAAUCCCGUCAUACUUUGCCGAUAUUGGCGUGCAGAAGGGGGGCAACAUGCUCGGACUCGAGCGAGACUCGCGCAACAAGGUUCUUUUCGUCAUGGGAGUGACUCUACUAGGAUCAAACAGCGAAGAGCUCUUCCCGCGGGUUUAUCAGCACGUUGCAGCCGCAAACAAGAGAAUUGAAGACUUCUCAAAGUCAGUUGGUAGCGACACUGAGCUCAGAUACCUUCCCUAUGCGGACUCUAGGCAAGAUGCAAUUGGAAGUUACGGAAAAGCCAAUGUGGAGCACAUCCGAAAAGUUGCGGAGGAGUAUGACCCCGAGGGCUUCUUCCAGUACAGGGUUCCAGGCGGCUUCAAGAUCAGCCGAGUUUGA